UUAGGCGCGCGCCGGACCUCCACCCACCUCCUUCUAGAACCCUCCAGAACCUUCCUUCCCCCGCAGCCCUGCUCCCCCCGAACUCCGGCGAGGGGCGGCGGCGCGCCCCAGAGCCACGGCCUUCGCCUCCCGCGGCGGGGGCGGAGGAGCCAAGGGAGAGACUGCCGGCGGCGGCGGCGGCGGCGGCGCCGGGGAUGAAGUACCCGCCCAUCCCGCCGCGCCGGGCCGCCUCCUGCGGCUGCGGGUACCUGGCCGCCUUCGUGGCCCUCAUCGUCAUCACCUCGCUCCAGAUCCAGCACCACCACCUCAAGGUGGAUCUCGGGAGGUCCGACUACGCCGCGGCCACGGCCACGCAGCGGCGGGAGGGGAACGGGAACGGCGGCAAGCAGGGGACGGCGGCGGCGGCGUCCCGCUGGAACCGGAGGACCGGCGCCGAGGGCCUGCCGCGCGGGAUCGUCGAGACCAGCUCCGACAUGUUCCUCCGCCCGCUCUGGGACUCCACCGCCAAGCACGCCAGCGCCAAGAAUAAGCAUGACCAACACAAAGCUCUGUUGGCGAUGGCGGUCGGGAUAUCGCAGAUGCAGAAUGUGGACAUCAUGGCUCGUAAGUUUCUCAAUGAGAGCUACACGGUCAUGCUGUUCCAUUACGAUGGAAAUGUUGACGGGUGGCGUAGUCUUGAGUGGAGCGAUAAGGCCAUACACAUACUUGCGCCCAACCAAACUAAAUGGUGGUUUGCUAAGCGUUUUCUGCAUCCUAGUGUUGUGGCUAUCUACGAUUUCAUCUUUUUAUGGGACGAAGACCUUGGAGUGGAAAAUUUUGAUCCGAGGAGGUAUAUUGAUAUAAUGGUUUCCGAAGGCUUAGAAAUCACACAACCUGCAUUGGAUCCUGAUCUAUCAACAGAUAUUCACCACAGAAUCACAAUCCGCAACAAGCUGACAAAAGUGCAUAGGAGAGUAUAUGACAAUCGUUCAAGCAUGAACUGUUCUGAUGAUAGUAGAGGACCUCCAUGCACAGGGUGGGUUGAGGGCAUGGCUCCAGUUUUUUCUCGUGCUGCCUGGAAAUGUGUAUGGCAUCUAAUACAGAAUGACUUGAUUCAUGGAUGGGGCCUUGACAUGAAGCUUGGUUAUUGUGCUCAGGGUGAUCGAGCUGAGAAGGUCGGUGUAAUUGACAGUGAGUAUGUCGUCCAUCAAGGGAUACCAUCAUUAGGAGGACCGUCAGAUACUAGCAAGUUACCUCGAAGAUCUAUGGAUUUGCGGACACACAUUAGAAGACAAUCGUCAGCUGAGUUGGAGAUGUUCAAAGAACGGUGGGAAAAAGCCGUGAGGGAGGAUGACGAGUGGAUGGAUCCUUUUGACGCCUGAUUACUUUGGAAGAAUUAUUAUCUGACAUGAUGAUACAAGGCCCACAAUACAUGGGUGGAUGCGUCCACAUUCAUCAUGGCGGUUGGAGCCGAGAUCAUGUGGGCCUCAUAGCAAAACAGUUACUCUUUUGCUGACUUACACACACCACUCUGCCCUCAAGAGCUAGAAGAACAAGUGGGAACGGCGUCGCUAAUACAUGGAGAGACUGAGCAAGAACCCUUAUACCACCAGUGACUGACACAGUAUCUUGUAAUCUUAAUUCGAUUCUCCAAUCACCGAGGUUGUAUAGUGACAAUGCAUAUAUGUAUGUGCAGUUAUUUUAGCAAAAUAAUUAUUUAUACUAGAAAGAAAAAAAAGCUUGUCUCAUAGUCUACUGUGCCAUCUUGACAAUAAGCCACGACAUGGUUAAGUCAGUUGUAAGGCGGAUUGUUUGGCAGAACAAUGUGAACGAUAUGGCGUCAUGCAGGCCCUCAGUGAUCA
Molecule: messenger RNA, 1841 nt
Organism: Hordeum vulgare subsp. vulgare (domesticated barley)
Lineage: Eukaryota; Viridiplantae; Streptophyta; Magnoliopsida; Poales; Poaceae
Exons: 12
Coding region: 195-1361 (388 amino acids)
Source: RefSeq, a predicted model, not a curated record